Messenger RNA from Tripterygium wilfordii, 2134 nucleotides. RefSeq names its product probable beta-1,4-xylosyltransferase IRX9H. The record is from RefSeq and is a predicted model, not a curated record. Gene Ontology annotation, cellular component: Golgi membrane. The coding region runs from base 251 to 1510 and encodes 419 amino acids. Gene Ontology annotation, molecular function: xylosyltransferase activity; galactosylgalactosylxylosylprotein 3-beta-glucuronosyltransferase activity. The transcript has 3 exons. Lineage: Eukaryota; Viridiplantae; Streptophyta; Magnoliopsida; Celastrales; Celastraceae. Gene Ontology annotation, biological process: plant-type secondary cell wall biogenesis; glucuronoxylan biosynthetic process.
AACACGAAAGGCGCACACUGGUUAGAUCUAUAGUGAGACGCCCCGCCAUCUCUCACACUGUAUAUCCUCCAAUGGAAAGGAGAGUCCAAUGAAUUGAAAAUCCAAAUUCUCUCUCACUGCUUUUACUCUGAGAAACCUAGAAGCGUUUAAUUCUACAAUUUAUUUCAAUUUUUUCCUUGGCUUGAUCUUAAUCUAGGGUUUUACAGUCUCUUACCUGUUCGUUUUGAUGAUGUAAUUGACCAUUUAAUCAAUGGCGUCCUUCCGUCGAACUUUGUCGCCGGCGUACCAAGACCGUUCGUAUAAGAUCGGCGGCGCAGGGUCUCCACUAUCAGUCCAUUCGCCGUCGAACAAGGUUUUUGCCAACGGUAGACACACAUCGUCGCCCGUGCCGUCUUUUCUUAGUUACGUCGUAUCUCUCCGCCGAUUCCUUGCUUUGGUUUUCGUACAAAGAUCUCAUGGCAGCCGGAAAGGAUGGAGACGAUCCUCCUUCAGAUGCCUCCUCUUCUUUGCCUUGGGAUUCCUUUUAGGCGUGGCGCCGUUCGGACGCGUCAGCAAAGAUGACAUUCGAGGUCACGAUUUCUCCUUUGACGUGGUUAAGCCGUCACAUGUAAAUGUCCAGUUGGCAGAUGAAGAUCUGAAAAAACGCGGUCAUGAUUUCGCAGUACUGGAUGGUGUGAGCUUGGGGGUUGAUCAUUUAUAUGCUCCUUUAAAUCACAUGGAGUCGAAGUUAGAUUUCGUGCCGAGGAAGCUCUUAAUCGUGGUCACACCUACAUAUAAUCGUGCUUUUCAGGCGUACUUUUUGAAUCGGUUGGCGCAAGUAUUGACGUUAGUGCAGCCGCCGGUGCUGUGGAUUGUUGUGGAGGAGAAUACUGCUUCAAUGGAAACAGCAGAUAUAAUCAGAAAGACAGGGGUGAUGUACAGGCAUUUAGUAUCCGUGAAGGAUUUGACGGAUGUGAAGGAUAGAGGCGUGCACCAGAGGAACACUGCAUUGGAGCAUAUUGAGAGGCAUAGGCUUGAUGGAAUAGUGUAUUUUGCAGACGAUGAUAACAUCUAUUCAUUCGAGCUGUUCCAGAACUUGAGGGAGAUCAGCCGUUUUGGCACAUGGCCUGUUGCAAUGCUUGCGCAAAGCAAAAACAAGGCAAUUUUGGAAGGUCCCGUGUGCAAUGGCAGUCAGGUAAUUGGAUGGCACACAAACGAGAAAAGUAAAAGAUUGCGGAGGUUUCAUGUGGAUAUGUCUGGAUUUGCUUUCAAUAGCACUAUCUUGUGGGACAGGAAGAGAUGGCGACGCCCUAUUACUUCUCCAAUUCGACAGCUAGACACAGUUAAAGAGGGUUUUCAAGAGACCACAUUCAUAGAGCAAGUGGUGGAAGAUGAAAGUCAAAUGGAAGGAAAGCCAAUUGGUUGCUCGAGCAUACUGAACUGGCACCUGCAUUUGGACACUCGAAAUCUUGUAUAUCCUAAAGGCUGGAUGCUGUCCAAGAACCUGGAUGUUCGUCUUUCCUUAACGUGAUGGAAUCUGGAACCUGAAAUUUUGAUCCCAGAACACUCAGCCAGGUAGUUGUCAAUUGUCAGUGCAUUAAUCCUAUUUGAAUUUGCUCGACUUGGGAAGUUAAACCUUACUGGUUGGGAAGAUUAGCUUGCCCAUAAAAGCUAACAGAGAAAUAGAUGAACAAAAGUCUAAAUAAUCCUACACUCUCAUCUGUCAAGGAAUCAACAAACAACCAAAUUGAAAGAUCACUGGUGCAGGGCAAUGAGAGCUACUAUUUACGUAGAAGCUUUGUUCUCUCAUGACACUUCUUAAUGCUGGAUUUUUCUCACAUUUUCACAAAUGUUUUGCACGAAAUAUUAUGAUUUUUUCACAGUUCCGUCACUAUUUUAGGUGGGUGGCUCUUUGGCCAUCAUGUAUAAGCAUCGUGGGGUGCAGUGCAUACUCAGCAACAAACGGCGAGAAACAUGAGGAUACCUGUUUUGUUUGUAGAAAUUUUCUAGCAACCAUAUUCUUUUGUAGAUUGUGAGCUCGGGAAGUUUAAUUGUUUGAUUCUUGGAAUUUACAAUACAUGCCACCUCCCAAAUGGAAGGUGUUUUGCUCACCGAUUAUAAUUACAGGAGACCCAUCGUUUGGUUUUGAUACAAA